AUGGGGAAAGAACACAACAGCGAAAGAAUAACUAAAGAAGCUUGCGUUGCGGCCCUAGGCGGGCGCCUCGGCUCAGGCCGGGACGGGCAGCGCGCGGGGGCUGCGGCGGCGCAGAAGCGCGUCGACUGCCACGCGCAGCCGGGCGCUUCCCCCGAGGCCUGCGAGGCGCGGGGCUGCGCCACCGGCGUGGCCAAGGCUCCCUGGUGCUUCUUCCCCGAGGACGGUCCCUACGGCUACGCCCCGGGCGGCAACACCGAGAAGACGGCCAAAGGCUGGAGGCGAGCACGCGUGGCUCCGUCCCCGCUGCGGUCCGGCGCUGCGCCGCGGCCGCCCCCGGGGCGGCUCGCCAGAGACCUUCCCCGAGCCGCUUCGCCACCGCCCGCUCGGCUCGCGACGAGGAGGACGCUGACGUGGAAGAGCCGAGUUGCUCCCCCCGGCCCGCGCCAGGGUGGUCGCAGGCAGCGGGCGGUUGCGGUGGGCACCAGCGCGUGUUUCUGCCGCAGGGUGACACUGAACGAGCGCCAGGCCUUGUCCCUCUUUGGAAAUGACAUUUCCCCGGUCGUCUUGGAAGUGGAGUUCCAGACAAGGGACAGGCUCCGGUUCAGGCUCUACGACCCCAACAGGCAGCGGUUUGAAGUCCCACUCAAGAGUGACUCCCCCGGGGUUACUGCUGAUGAGGCCAGCUACGACGUGGAGUUUGCGGAUGACUCCUCGCGCUUCAGGAUCAAGAGGAAAAGCACCGGCACUGUGCUGUGGGACAGUCCCCUGGUUGACCUGUUUUUCUCUAACCAGUAUCUUCAGAUCACAACUACUGUGCCAUCCACUUCGGUGUAUGGGUUUGGUGAACACGAGCAUCCAUCCUUCAAACACAGCAUGGACUUUGUUACCUAUGGCAUGUUCAGCAGGGAUCAGGCACCAGCGCCAUUUGCCAACCUCUAUGGAGUUCACCCUUUCUAUAUGUGUGUAGAAGCCGACUCCAAUGCCCAUGGUGUUCUCCUUCUGAAUUCCAAUGCACAAGAUGUUUCUCUGAGUCCAAACCCAUCUUUAACUUUCCGCACUAUUGGAGGGAUCCUUGACUUCUAUGUCUUUCUUGGACUGACUCCUGAAAAUGUAAUUCAGCAAUACACAGAGGCCAUUGGAUGCCCACACAUGCCUGCCUACUGGUCUCUGGGAUUUCAUCUCUCCCGAUGGGGUUAUGGCAGCAUUGAUGUUUUAAAGAAAACUGUCGAUCGCAUGCACUACUAUGAUAUACCAUAUAUAAGUAUGGAUUUUUCACUGUGUAUGCUAAUUUUACAAUCCAAAGUGCGACGAAUAAAAUUAUAAUAGAGGAAAAGUGAUUAUCCUACAAAGAGAAUUGUAGAAUAAAAGGAUGUUCAUGAUCUUA
This is a messenger RNA of Aquila chrysaetos chrysaetos, 1384 nucleotides long. RefSeq names its product maltase-glucoamylase, intestinal-like. The coding region runs from base 1 to 1323 and encodes 440 amino acids. Lineage: Eukaryota; Metazoa; Chordata; Aves; Accipitriformes; Accipitridae. The transcript is spliced from 8 exons. Gene Ontology annotation, molecular function: carbohydrate binding; alpha-1,4-glucosidase activity. Gene Ontology annotation, biological process: carbohydrate metabolic process. The record is from RefSeq and is a predicted model, not a curated record.